Molecule: messenger RNA, 5827 nt
Organism: Scylla paramamosain (green mud crab)
Lineage: Eukaryota; Metazoa; Arthropoda; Malacostraca; Decapoda; Portunidae
Product: RUN domain-containing protein 1-like
Exons: 14
Coding region: 660-2489 (609 amino acids)
Source: RefSeq, a predicted model, not a curated record
GAUCCAGGAAAUAGGAAAAAAAAAAAAAAACUUGCAAAACUGUUCUCAAGAGAAGCAUAUUCGGCGCGGCGCUUAGACCUGUCACUCCAGCAGACCACCAUGAAUUGUCAAUAACAUCUGGGGCAGCGGCGCCUAUCUACUUGUCAUAUAGCCUCCAGGCAUGGCGGCCGAUGACCUCGUGCUGGACAUGAUCAAGACACACAGCCGCUAUGACAUGCCUGAGGACAUCACAAUCUCCUGCCAUGAUGUCCCUGAGUGCUCUGGCUUCCCAAGGGGGAUAAUGAGGUCUUCCAGGCCUGUAGAACCCAUAAAACCCAUAGAAAAGGAGGUAAAUGGAUCACUCAAAGAUGCAAACAUGUCAGACUGGCCAGGAGAGCAAACAGAACCAACUGAUUGGCCAACAGAAAAAUCAGAAAUUCCAGAUUGGUCUGAACCAAAAAAUGGCAACUUUGCAGACUUUAAGGAGACGGCCUUUCUGGACACCUGGGAAUGUAAUGGCACAGGAUGCAACCUUUCUAACGAGGAAAGUCCAGAUAACCGCACCACUGAUGAUGAGGAGCUGAGCAGCCGUGGGAUUGGUGAGAAGGAUCCGGGGAACAAUGUGACUGAUCAGAAGGAUCUAGGAAAUCACUUGAUUGGUCAGGACACCAUCACAGACAAUGCAGCACUUAAGUACAAGGGUGACGGGAAGCCAAUCAGAGCUGAGGACGAGUGCCAUUGGUCGGCCGGUGGUGGAGGUGGAGGAUGACUGGUGGGAUGGUGAGGGCCAGCCGACGGGUGAGCGCUGGCCGCCACUGGGUGCCCCGGAUGACCGAGCGGAGGAUGGAUGCUCCUAUGACUCCUGGUAUAGGCAGGGUAGGAGCUGUGAGGGUGGCGAUGGGGUUGGUGCAGCUGAGAGGGAGCGAUUGAGGCAGCUGGAGGAAGAGCAGGACCAACUAAGCAACUCCCUCAUGGCUCUCACUUCUCACUUCGCCCAGGUACAGUUCCGGCUGAAGCAGAUUGUACAUGCCUCACCUGAGCAGAAAGAGGAACUGCUCUCUCAGCUUGAAGAGUUUGCCAACCGAGGGAUUCCUGACAUGAGGGCCCCCACUGCUGUCUGCCUGCCGGGAAAGGAAGGCUCCGAAGGGGACGGGGAGCAGAACGACACCAUGAGCACGAUGGAUAAACAAAAGGAGCUCAUCUCACAACUGAAGCAGCAACUUGAUGACCUUGAACUCUAUGUGUAUGAGACUGGCGAGGGCGGCCCACCCCAGGCACAAGUCAUGGAGCGGCAAAGGGUCAUCAUAGAACAACUGAAGGACCGUCUGAACCUGAACGUUGAUGAAAUGGACAAACUUACACUGGAAGACUUGAGGCAGCAGGUGGAUCGCAACGUGAGAGAGCUCAUCAACCCACUCAAGAUGAAAGAACAAUUGGUUGCUCAACUGCAGACACAAAUUUCAGACUUGGAGAGGUUCAUAGAUUUCCUGCAGGGGGAGGGAGGGGGCGUGAGAGGAGCGCGGCUUCCUCCACGGCCCAUGACAAGCCCCCCAAAAGCAGCAGUGAAUGGUGGGGACACACGCAAUCAGGAGAAGCGAUCCAAAGCAGAACAGAGGAAAGAACAACAUAAGUCUGAAGCUGAGCAGCUGCGGCGGGAGACAGCCAGUGUGGUGGAGCGUGCCACAACCCUCCUCAACAUGCUGUCCUUCGGCUGUGGUGAGAACAGACAUGCCAAAUUCCGACGCAACACAUUAAAGAAGACGCCCCAGGGCAGCCAUUAUGGGGACAUCCGUGCUGCUUUGGAGUUGGCAGUAGUGCAGGUGGAGGAGUCAAUCCGCCCAGACCCGAGUGGGGACAGCGACCAGACGAGUGACUCAGAGGCAGAGGUGGAGGGUGAGGAGGGGAAUUCAGGACUCGGGGCACGGGCGGAGGUGACCAUGGCUGUGAGGAAGCACCUGACGCCGGCACUGAGGGACCUGAUGCAGCACGGACUGAUGCCAGUGGGACAAAGCCAGUCGUUAGUUCCCUUCCUGAGCUGUCUGCCCCACCCUCCCUCCCACCGUCCCUCCAAGCUGAUGCAUGCCUGGGACCUCAUCCUGCAGUAUUACCACCUCAAGAAGGGACACCAGUAUAACCGCACACCUGCCAGGAGACUCAGCCAGAGCUUCAACCUGGAGAUCACUGGUGGUAGUGCAGUGACCAACAAACAGUCUCUACUUGGUGUCAUUGGCUCCAUCAUCUCCACUCACACUCCCCUCAAGAGAUCCUUUGACUCACAUCUCAAGGCCUUUGUAUCGUCUGCUCUAAACCAGAAGAAGCUGGUAGUGUGGCUGCGGCUAAUAUUCCGCACGCAGGCACUGAUGGAACAGUUCUACCAGCCGUGGAGCUAUGCCAGUCUGACAGGGUUCGAGGACGCUCUCCGCUCUCUGGAUCGACUCACAUCCCACAACUUCCGCCUGCCUGUUGACUUGGCUGUCCGUCCAUUCCAGAACAUGAGGGACGCUUUCUGAGGCGUCCCCCCGGCAGCUGCAGUGGAAGGGACAGAACGAAGGGACAGUAUUAUUCAAUUCAUCCUCAUGGAAACAUAUCUUGUCAUUCUGCUUCACUGCAUGUUUGUGGACUAGGAAGUGAUUGUGAUGAGUGUGUGAUGGUGAAAGGAGGUAGACAAGUACUAUAUAGAACCACUACAUGGAGAACAUAUCUUGUCAGUUUGCCAAUAUGCAUAGAUGUGCCAUAAGAGAUGUAACAAAUACCAUUAUUGUGUAAGGGAGAGGUUGUUAAUGGCUUAACACACACACACACACACACACAUACACACACACACACACCAAAAAAAAAACAAAAAAAACAGUAAUACACUGAAAGUUGGAAACAUAGAUGACAUAAUAACCAAAUACAACAUAAUACAUCAUCAUACAUUGUUGCUGAGAGUUUGAAUGGUAAGAGUUAGCAAAGGUACUAAUGUACUAAUUUAGGUGUGUUGUGUGAAAGGAAAUUGCAAGGAACAAGUGCCUGUAUGUAGUGAGUGCAGGACUGAGAGUGUUUAGUAAAGGAGCAGAGCCACAUCCAGAUGGCAUGCAUACAGGUGUUGAGUGACACAACUUUCUGAGAGCAACAGAAAAUAUAAGGAAGCCUGUUGACAUUGAAGGUGCAGGUUUAAUUUGGUUCUUUAAGAGGCAGCUGUGGAUGAGUAGUGAUUGGCACCAAGCUUAGCUCUGCAGUGGAUAAGUCCAGUGAGGUAAUCUUGUCUAUGGCCUUUGUAUGUACUUUCUAAAGUAAGCUCUUGUAACGGUUCCACUGCUGCUCUGGAUAUAUGCUUUUCUAUCCUUAUUUGUCUUCUCACACCUCUUCUUAAUUCCUCACUAUGCUGUAAUCAUGGGUGUUGUGUGCCUCCAUUAUGUUUCCACUUGUCAUCAAUCCCAUAGUUGUGUGGGCACCAACGAGACUUGUUGUGAGUGAUGGAGGAAUCCAUGACUUUCUGAUCAUGGUGGGCCUGGGUGUGGGUAGCCAUGAACUGUUGACUUAAGUGCUGUGGUACUGAGAUGUCUCACUCUGAUGGGCCAUUGAGCAGGUUGUUGCUGAUAUGACCAUAGCACUUGUUCUUAAUGCCUGAGCUUGCUGUGGUCACAGUCAUCCCAAUAUCUCCCAGCUGUCCUCCAAGAUAUUUGGCUGCUGCCCCCUAGUACUGUAUCAUGGGCAUCCCCAUGGGGGAGCUCCUAGGAGCAGGCAUCUGAUAUGCUGAUCUGGAUUUGGCCCUGUGGAAGGUACAUGUGUUUUAACUGAGUAUAUGGAAAAUUUUGAAGGAAAGUGAGGAAAGAAUGUUGAAAUUGACAGAUGGGUGUGUAUUUAUUAAUUAAUUUAUUUAUCUGUUUAUUAGACAAUGUGAAAAGAAAUUAUGUACCUUAUGUUCUGUACACUGCAAGAAAGACAUUUGAAUAUGAGGUGAGUGAUACUGAGGCAGCACCCUAACUUUGUGGCCAAGCUGUGUGUGAUGAAAUGACAGAUGGCUGGCAUGGGAACCUUCUUGGGUAAGCUGGUGUGAACGACCCUCCACACUAAUCUGCUAGGCUUCAGUGGCACUUCUGGCCUGCUCUAGUUGCAGUUGUCACUGUGUCCUUCAGUUUGUCUAUGAAAUCCUUGUCCAUUAGCACCAGGAACUGAUCCAACAUUGCAUGGACUGUAUUAGACUUUCCUGAAGAGCCACUCAUCCACCAUAAAUCUGAUGUCUCAUGCCACCCAGCUGUCACCUCCUCUCCUCAUAGACUUGGUCACAAGGUUACACUAUUUCCAGGGGAUGGCAUGGUGCCACUCACCUAGCAGGAAAUCCAGGUGAAGUUAAGGUGUCCUCACUGUCACUUGUGUCAAAAUGUUCUUGCAGUGAACAGAGAGAGAGAGAGAGAGAGCAAGCAUAUACUGGUCAUUUCUCUCUCCUACACAUCACAAAACUAUCAGCCACACUCCUGCUGAUACCAAUAACCCAAACCUGUGCACCAUUUUACAUAACCACUUCCUGGGUGUUCUGCCACUACCUAUUGGUACCUGCCACACACAGGAGAGAGGCUGUCAGUUUCCAGGUGAGACUUAGAGUACUCUGUGUUCCUGUGUGCAUUUUAUUACAUUUGAUGGUGACCUGUAAGUUUAGAUUUGUUUAACAUUUGUGUUAGAGAGAGAGAGAGAGAGAGAGAGAGAGAGAGAGAGAGAGAGAGAGAGAGAGAGAGAGAGAGAGAGAGAGAGAGUUUUACCAGUAGAUAGUGUAAUACAGAGAGAUCCGCUAAGUGUGUACAAUUAAUAGGGAAAGAUUAUCCACUUUUCUUGAUAUGUACAUUACCAAACCAAGACUAACAACUAAAUGCUGGUGUUUGGUCUGCUGUGAGGGGAAGGUUGUCAUCUGAAAUAUGGGAUCUUUCACUGUCAUUAUAAUCAGUGUCAUUUAGUGCAGUGACUAUUCAUGUGUUUUAUGUGAUUUUUUUUUUGGUGGGGUGUUAAUUAUUGUCUUGAGAUCAUCACUUGCAGACCCUUUCAGUAAGUUUACAGUUUCUACCACUUGGAAAAUUUGUCUUAUUCUCAGUUUGUUCACUAUAAGUCAACUUCACACCAUUGUGCAUUGUCUGCUCUUGAAUUGGAAAAUAACUUAACAGAUUGGGACAUUUUAGUGCCAUAUAAAUAUUUGCAUUAUUUCAGUUGCAUGUUUUCUCAGCUGCUGCUCCUUGUCAUGUUGAGAUGUACUUGAAAUAGAAACGUUUAUUUUGGCACUGAAAGUACUGGACAGUUGUGGCUGAAGAUUUCAAUUUCUUCAGUAUUUUAUUGUCUUUUAGUCUUGUAUUUACAGUUCAUAAUUAACUUCAAAGUACAAAACUGAGCAAAGUAUUAGCAGGUUGAGUCAGGUUGUUUAAGAAAGAUCUGUACCAUUAGAAUUGUUGGAAAGGCAAAAGAACAGUAGAUACAAAAGAUUUACAUGUAUAUGGCUUUCAUUAAGAUGUGUUAUGCCACCAACUAUUACGUUAGGAAACCUUUUCAAGUAUCAUAUUUGUAUAGUUAGAGGGUGACAGAGAGAGGGAGAGCUCCUGAAGAGUUAAUGGUCUCUCUCUAGCAGAUAGCAGUGCACACUUGAGAGGUCUCUCUGUACUACACACUGUACACUUCCACUAUAACCAAGGGAGGAUCAAAGCCAGUAUAGACUUCUUGGUAUCUCAUGUACUUGACACUGAAGUAACACUGUAUUUCACUGUCUGGCAGAUACAUUUGUGUGACGCGAGUGUAAAGUUAUGCAGCCAAUGUGACUUCUGUCAUCAGCCCAUUUCUUGUAUACAUUUGUGUAUAAAAUAUACAGUAGACUAAUGCAAGAUUA